Molecule: messenger RNA, 2652 nt
Organism: Argiope bruennichi
Lineage: Eukaryota; Metazoa; Arthropoda; Arachnida; Araneae; Araneidae
Product: glucose dehydrogenase [FAD, quinone]-like
Exons: 13
Coding region: 357-2039 (560 amino acids)
Molecular function (GO): oxidoreductase activity, acting on CH-OH group of donors; flavin adenine dinucleotide binding
Source: RefSeq, a predicted model, not a curated record
GUGUUAAAGUAGUUUCUCUUUAAAUUGUAAAUUUAUGCUUAAAAUUUUUGUUUAAAUUUAAGAAUGUUUAUAAAUAAAUUAGAACUAGCUCUUAACUAAAAAAAGAUUUUUAGAGAUACAUUUGGAUUACCGUUUAAAAAAAAUUGUUCAGCAUUGGACUGUAUUUUCAAAGUUUAAUGGAUCUCAGCGAAGAAAAAUUAUAUCUUACGCCCUUCCCUUUUUCUCCCCUUUUCCCAAUGCUUAUAAUGUCUUUGGCAACGCAAAAGCAAGCUCCGAUAACGAAGUCUUCAUUCAGAUCGGAAUAUGAUUACAUUAUUGUGCUGUGAUUGAUAUUGAUGUCAUAACAAAAGUCGGAGAUGCACAGGCCUAGAGUUGGAGGAGGUGCUGCAGGGUCCGUAUUAGCAAAUCGUUUAUCGGAGAUUCCAUGUGUAAAUAUUCUUCUGUUAGAAGCUGGUAAAACAGCUCCAAGAAUCACAGAUAUUCCAAGUGCUGCAGCAAGUUUUAUUCAAAGCGAUAUUGACUGGAGAUACCGUACUACACCACAGAGACAUACUGGAUCGGCUCUUGUAAACAGGAGAGUGACUCUGCCAACUGGUAAGGUCCUCGGUGGCGGCAGCGCCAUCAAUGCCUUGGUAAUGAAUCGCGGAAAUCGUCGGAAUUAUGACGAAUGGGCGUCACUAGGUGCAACAGGAUGGAGUUUCAACGAAGUAUUCCAUUAUUUCUUGAAACUGGAAGAUAAUCAGGAUCCACAAUUUGCUUCCAAUGGAUGGCAUGGUAUCCAUGGACCUGUUACUGUAAACAGACAAGAUUACCAGCCAGAAGCAAAAGUUGCUAUAACUGAAUCUGCUUUGAGCUUGGGUUACAAAUUUGUAGAUGUUAAUGGGCCAACACAACAUGGAUUUUAUGAUUUUUUAACAAUCUUGCGAAAUGGACAAAGAUGCAGCACUGCAAAAGCAUAUCUUGCGCCAAGUGAGAACAGAACUAACUUGGAUAUAGUAGCAAGGGCUAUGGUAACAAAGAUUCUGCUUGAAAACAAACGAGCAAUUGGUGUAGAGGUUGACUUUGGAGGAUUGAGACAUCGGGUAACUGCUAACAGAGAAGUUAUUCUUUCUGCAGGUGCUAUCAAUACCCCUCAGUUAUUAAUGCUUUCAGGUAUAGGCCCUAUGAAUGAACUUGACAGGCUUCAGAUCCCGCUAGUUGCUGAUUUACCAGUUGGCAAGAAUUUGCAAGAGCAUCCAGCAGGAUUCACAGCAUUCGAGUUAAGUGAAUCCAUAAUGCCAGUUCACAAGAGACUGUUUGAAGAUGAAAAUAUUUCAUUGUAUAUCAGAGAAAGAAGAGGUCCGUUGACUUAUUCGUCAGGAAUUUCUUUAUUGGCUUUCCUAAGCAACAAUAGCACGGGUGAAUUUAACGAUGUGACAGAUCAUGAGUUAUAUUUCAUGGAGUUACCGGCUAUUUAUGCGAAACUGCGAGUAGGAUUAUCUCCUGAGGCAUAUCAACGAGUGUUUGGACCAUAUGAAAAAAAGCCAAUUUUGGUCUGCAUGUCACAGAUACUCCACCCGAAGAGCCGCGGCACGGUUCGCCUUCGUACAGCUAACCCAUAUGACUUCCCAGACAUUGAUCCAAAUUACCUGGAUGAUCCUCAAGACUUAAAAGAUAUAGUAGAAGGUUUAAAGACUUGCAUCAAAAUCCUAACAGCUCCUCCUAUGGCAAAAGUAGGAGCUAAAAUAUUCACUACAGCUUUUCCUGGGUGUGAGCGGUUCAUUGAUGAUAUAGAAUUAUUCCUUCGGUGCAACGUCAGAGCAGCGAUUAUGUCCCUCAGUCAUCCUGUUGGGACAGCCAAAAUGGGACAACCUAGUGACCCGACGACAGUUGUGGAUCCCGAACUUAGGGUGAAGUCAAUUAGUAGUUUAAGAGUCAUCGAUGCAUCUGUGAUGCCAACAAUCAUCUGGGGAAAUACUAACAUCCCAACAAUUAUGAUUGCAGAAAAGGCUUCGGAUAUGAUCAAAGGUUCCAUCACGUGCGGACACCAACAUAGAUGAUAAGAUACUUAUAAUGUGAUGAAUAUUAAUUCAUGAGCUAUCUCAAAGAUGUAGAUUUGUUUAAACCCUGAUGCAUACACAGUGCAUCAAAGAAUUUUUAAGAUUUGUUUUGUAAAAUGGAAUAGAAACAAGUAAUUUUUUUUUGUUCUGGUUAUUUUGUUCAUACCAAUCCUGUCAGGCUUCAAUAAUCUUGUUACAGAAAUUUAAUAUUAUCCAAAUAUCUGCUCCUCUUCACUUUUUGAAAUUGCCUCAGAAUACCCGUCAAAGUUGUUAUCCAACUGGAAUAUCAUCAUAGUGAUACUUUUUAAAAAUUUUUGAGAAUAAAGAGAAAUCGGAAGGAGCUAAAUCAGUCGCAUAUGGAAGAUGAUUUGAUAAAAAAAAAUAUCAAGAGUCUAUAGAUAGUGAAAUGAAUUGUCAUAAGGUGUAUUAUCAUAAAAAACGCCAAAUUAUUUUCAUUUCGAUAUUCUAGUUUAAUCUUAGAAAAAUUGAGCCAUCGAAGCUUCAAAACAUUUAAAUUAGUACUCAGCUGUCCAAAUGGAACAUAUUUUUUAUAGAUACUACAAGCGAAAAAUGUAAUGAAUAUUGCUUUCAUUUUAGAUGGAACUAAAUUAAC